ACACAGCAUCUUAGUCACAAAGGCUUAGCAGAGUGUCUGCCGUCUCAAACCGGGGGAUUACAAUCAGAAUCCAGUCAGCACCGUCUCUAUGUGUGUGUCUAUGUCUUGUGGGUGUGUGCUUAGCAGGUGGAGGACCUCUCUUCUAUUCAGGGUGAUGGGAGCCGCUAACAGAAAGAAACCCAGAGGAAUAGACUAAACCAACAGACAGAGGAACAGACUAAACGAACAGACAGAGGAACAGACUAAACCAACAGACGGAGGAACAGACUAAACCAACAGAGGGAGGAACGGACUAAAUCAACAGACAGAGGAACAGACUAAACCAACAGAGGGAGGAACGGACUAAACCAACAGAGGGAGGAACGGACUAAAUCAACAGACAGAGGAACAGACUAAACCAGCAGAGGGCGGAACGGACUAAAUCACAGAGGGAGGAACAGACUAAACCAACAGAGGGAGGAACAGACUAAACCAACAGAGGGAGGAACGGACUAAACCCACAGAGGGAGGAACGGACUAAACCCACAGAAGGAGGAACGGACUAAACCCACAGAGGGAGGAACGGACUAAAUCACAGAGGGAGGAAGGGACUAAACCAGCAGAGGGAGGAACGGACUAAACCAACAGAGGGGGGAACGGACUAAACCAACAGAGGGGGGAACGGACUAAACCAACAGAGGGAGGAAGGGACUAAAUCAACAGAGGGAGGAACUGACUAAACCAACAGAAGGGUGAACGGACUUAACCAACAGAGGGAGGAACGGACUAAACCAACAGAGGGAGGAACAGACUAAACCAACCUAGGGAGGAAUGGACUAAACCAACAGUGGGGGGAACGGACUAAACCAACAGAGGGGGGAACAGACUAAACCAACAGAGGUGGGAACGGACUAAACCAACAGAGUGGGGAACAGACUAAAUCAACAGAGGGAGGAGCGGACUAAACCAACAGAGGGAGGAAGAGACUAAACCAACAGAGGGAGGAACGGACUAAACCAACAGAGGGGGGAACGGACUAAACCAACAGAGGGAGGAGCAGACUAAACCAACAGAGGGAGGAAGAGACUAAACCAACAGACAGAGGAACAGACAGUGGAGCAGAACGACCCCAGACCAGAGACAGAGCAGCCAUCUCACCGUGUGUGUAGCGCGGUGUGUCGGAGGACGGUGGUAUGGCGCGCUGGGAGAGCUGGUCGUGGAGUUGGUCGUUAAUGCUGUCUCUCCUCCUCUCUCUGUCUGCUCACGGAGAACUCUCAUUGACCACUGUCAGCAAGACGGAAGUCCAGCACAGCCAAUCAUCUUUCUCCGCUGUAGAAAGGGCGGUGCUUAUCGGUGAUGACUCAGCAGAGCUGAUUGGUUUAGGGUUAGGACUAGCGGCUGGACUUCCUCUCAGCGCCAUCAAACGUAAAACCUCUCACAGAAGACACUCCCACUUGGACUUCACUGAACAGGACGAUCAGCCAAUCAGAGAAGAGCUAACUGGCGAGGAAUCUCAGGAACGCUCAGAUGAUAUCAUCAAGGUGGAGUUCCAUAACCCUGACCGCCCCUUGACCCCUGACCUCUCGUCUGAUUCUGAUUGGCUGACGGCUGUAGUUCAGCCCCUGCAGCAGCGGGCGGGAGACCCCACAGCCUGGACUCUGUCAGAUUUCUACGACUACCUGUCCCCCGACGACAAACUCUCCACCAUAGAUUCAACCCUUGACCCUGAUCCGACCCUGACCCCUCCGACAGACAUGGAGGAUGAAAACCCAUCGCUCACUGGCUCCCCUGUCCUCAAUGUUACCCCUGACAAUGAUGACCCCCAGCCACCCUCUCAGUCUCAGCCCCCCUCUCAGUCUCAAUCCCCCCCUCCUUCCCCUCCUCAGGGGUCAGAUGGGUGUGGUUUGGGCUUUGUGAGGUCAGAGGUCGGGGGUGAGUGUGUGUCUCAGUGUGACACACAGCCUGACUUCUGCUACAACAGAGGAGUUUGUACCAUCGCUACGGGAAUAGGAGCAUUCUGCAGAUGUAAUGUCCAGGACUAUAUGUGGAACAAGGGCUCUCGUUGUGAUUGGGUGGUGACAGACUUCCAGGUGCUGUGUGUGGUAGUGGGUGUGGCCUCUACGACCCUCAUCCUACUCAUCAUCAUCAUCGUCUUCUUCGCCAAACGACUCCACCGCCUGAGGAUUGAGAACAGGCGACUCCGCAAACGCAGUCUAUACCGUCCACACAGCGAGAUGCAGAUAGAUGGCUUCUCUGUUUCCACGGCGCAAGAUGGUUCCCAUGCCAACGAUGACCCUCAGAAAAUGGAGGACCCUGUAAAGUCUCAAUUCACUCAAGGGGAGGAGUCUCUGAACAUCGCCAACUCUCAUUCGCCGAAACAUAUUAACAACCGCCCUGCCCACUCCUCUGACCACACCCCUAACGCAGACCAGGAGGUAAAUAGGGAGGAGGCAAGCUCCUCCCCCUCCAACAUCAUAUACUAAAUUAUUAUUAUGAUUAAUGUAAUACCACCAUGCACAUAAUACUCCAUAUAUCUACUAUACUAUCUCUGGAGAGGGACUGUUGAGCCCCUUGACUCCACUAGGAGCUAAAAGGACGAAAACACAACUAUACUACAGUAUACUAUACUGUACUGUCCUAUACUAUAUCCCUUACAUAACAACAUGUUGCACCACUACUGACCACAUGGGGGUGAUGCUACUCCUUCCUUGCUACACCUAGCUGCAUCACUGUAGCAAUCCUGAACUAAACUGUCUCUGGCUGGACAAACUCUCCUCUCCCACAAUGUCCUGCUCUCAUCUCUGACCCUUUACUGCUGUCCUCCCUUCUCCCACUGUCUGCCUUAAGUCUGCGUCAAAAAUAACACCCUAUUCCCUUUACUGUGCACCACUUUUGGCUAGAGCUCUGGUCAAAAGUAGUGCACUAUGUAGGGAAUAGGGUGCCAUUUCAGAUCUUUACCCUUCUUUUUGUCUGCAUGCAUUGCUGUUUUCUACUAAAACAAUUCUUUAUGGAAAAUCAUUAUAAACAAGAUUAACUAGAAAUACAAGAAAAACUGUUGAGAAAUGACAAGAAAAACAGUUGAGAUACUUUGAUGUUUGAUAUGAUCCAGUGAAUAUGUAUAGGUUUCAUGUAAAGUUACUGUGUUGCCUGGCUUGCUAACAUUGAUAUAUUUAUGGUUUCUAUUGAUGUGGGUUAUAACCCUUUGAUGAAAUUCAGGGGUUGGUAUUUUUGGGGGUAGAACACAUCAUUAUAGCAUCGGAACCAGAGUUGUUGGAAUAAAACUUUGUAACUUUAAA
Messenger RNA from Salvelinus fontinalis (brook trout), 3275 nucleotides. RefSeq names its product chondroitin sulfate proteoglycan 5-like. Gene Ontology annotation, biological process: nervous system development. The transcript has 6 exons. NCBI's taxonomy places the organism in Eukaryota, Metazoa, Chordata, Actinopteri, Salmoniformes, Salmonidae. The record is from RefSeq and is a predicted model, not a curated record. Bases 1173 to 2462 code for a protein of 429 amino acids.